AUGUCAUCUGAGGCGGAGAAGUCAAACAAUUCAGCUCCGGCGACACCGCCGCCGUAUUUCUGGGGAGACAUGCCGGAGGAAGAGUACUACACUUCCCAAGGCGUGCGUAACACCAAAUCCUACUUCGAAACACCCAACGGCAAGCUCUUCACGCAGAGCUUUCUUCCCUUAGAUGGUGAGAUCAAAGGGACGGUGUACAUGUCUCACGGGUACGGAUCCGACACGAGCUGGAUGUUCCAGAAGAUCUGCAUGAGCUUCUGCAAUUGGGGCUACGCUGUUUUCGCCGCCGAUCUUCUUGGUCACGGCCGUUCCGAUGGCAUCCGCUGCUACUUGG
Molecule: messenger RNA, 334 nt
Organism: Brassica oleracea var. oleracea
Lineage: Eukaryota; Viridiplantae; Streptophyta; Magnoliopsida; Brassicales; Brassicaceae
Product: caffeoylshikimate esterase-like
Exons: 1
Cellular component (GO): membrane
Molecular function (GO): lipase activity
Source: RefSeq, a predicted model, not a curated record